UCUUAAAGAAGUGUUGAGAAAAUUCGGACUAGAUAGUGAUGGUACCGAAUCAAUUCCACUGUUCAAAAUAGCUAAAGUAACCUGCGAGAUUCAAGAUUCUGAUAAGCAUUUCGCACAUUGCAUGGCAGAAAUUAUGGUCAGGCUGAAAAAUUAUGGGUCAUUGGCUGUGGAUAGUUUAGAAGCUAUGCGAAAUGAAUAUGUCGUGGCAAUUCUCCAUACUGCUCUCAAUAUUGCUAGAGACGAAACGCAAAAAAAAUUUAGUAUGAGGCCUCAGCAUGAAAUUGUUGGAAACGAAAGUACUGGGCGAGUGGAUUACGCGAUCAAGGAUGCCGAGGACUUAAUUUGUAUUACAGAGGAUAAACAGCACCAGAUACCCAUGGGUAUGGCCCAAAAUAUCCGCCAGCUUGAGAGUUCAUACGAAACGAACAAGAAAAAACGAAAAGCGAGUGAUACUCCGGGCGAGAUUUCGCAAGGUAGUAAAUUACCAUAUACCAUUGAAUUUACUGAAGAUGCUUUGAAUGAAGAAUCCGAAGAAUAUCAAACAUUGCGCAAGAGUGUAAAGAGGGUAUUGGGAGUGGUUGUGG
Messenger RNA from Racocetra persica, 584 nucleotides. The record is from the annotation of a GenBank genome assembly. Lineage: Eukaryota; Fungi; Glomeromycota; Glomeromycetes; Diversisporales; Gigasporaceae.